AAUGAAAAUUCUGUGAUAAUAUGAAUUAAUGUGAUACGUUUACCUUUUGCAGUACAAAUUCACUGAAGUACCAGAAGAAUUGCGAAUUCGUACAGGGAAAGUAUUUCGCCAAAUACGUAGUUCUAAAUUUUGUAAUAAACUUUCUUUGAAAGUUCUGAACGGUGUCGACGAUCUUCUCGGACAAAUGAAUCUGACUUACAGAAUACAAUUUCCUUCAGAACGGAUUGUAAAGGAACUGAAGAUAGAUGGAAUAGAUGCCAUAUGUAAACCAGAGGAUGUACAUCUGGCGUUUUUAUAUACGAAUAUUUAUGACAGUCACAGGCUGAUCAUAAAAAUCCAUGAAGCAUUACAAUAUCUCAAGCCUGGACAAGGAUUAAUUUUAACUGGAUAUACAUUGCUUACUCAUUUUAGUAAUGAAUUGCUUUAUCUUAUUGGCUGUGCCUUUGACUACGUAAAUAUUAGGGUCCAUAAUGACGUAGGAUUGAUAAUUACAUUGGAGCACUAUAACUACAAUGAUGAAGUACUAAAAUACUUAAAUGAAAUUAAACGUGCUUCUUGGAUAGCACAAGAACAAAGAUCAACUAUUUUGGAAAUAUUUCAUCCACUCAUUUUGUAUGAAGGAUGUGAAUUAUGCCGCACAUCAGAUUUUAACCACUGGAUCAUAAAAACAUAUGUUCGUAGUGCGCUAGAUUUAUUAAAACGAUACAAGUUCCUUUUUAAUACUAAGUAGUACAAUUUAAAACAAUUAUCUCAGUUAUGAUGCCAAAGUUGUACCAAAAUUUUGAUAUAAUAAAGUAUAAUUGUAAGUGUAUAAA
Molecule: messenger RNA, 815 nt
Organism: Ceratina calcarata
Lineage: Eukaryota; Metazoa; Arthropoda; Insecta; Hymenoptera; Apidae
Exons: 2
Coding region: 185-730 (181 amino acids)
Source: RefSeq, a predicted model, not a curated record